This is a messenger RNA of Paramisgurnus dabryanus, 3348 nucleotides long. It is a transcript of the gene tmem200cb, whose product is annotated as transmembrane protein 200C, genome duplicate b. The record is from RefSeq and is a predicted model, not a curated record. NCBI's taxonomy places the organism in Eukaryota, Metazoa, Chordata, Actinopteri, Cypriniformes, Cobitidae.
UGAGAAGAAGAUGUGAGCAGAUGUUGUAGUUUCAAGCUCAACAGGAGAAAUAGCAGGAAAUAAUCUGCUGAUAAUGAUGGUUCGAGAUCAGAUUCGUGGAUCAGACUGAUGGAGCUUCAUCUCAUUCUGAUGACUGACAGGCACAUCAUCCAAUAGGCACGAUGAUAGCUACAGGCGGUCUCCUGAGGAUUUCACGGCGCCAGGACUCUCUCCGGUCCAAGAACCGGGCAGAAAACAAGAAAAAGAGAAAAGCCCAGAAAAAGCGCAAGACUGACGUGGUCGUUGUAAAGGGAAAAGUGAAACUAUGCUCCUUCUCCGGCCUGGUGGCUCUGGUGGGAAUUCUCAUCUUACUGGUGGGCAUCUCCAUGGCGGUGUUGGGAUACUGGCCCAAGGAAAACCCAAAAUACCCAGAGAAAUUCUUCAAAGAGAUGCAGGCACUGAAACAGACCUGGAGAACUUCAAACGCCACGGGCAAUAGAAAGUUUUUAUUGUUGAGUGAACUGAACCACACGGAUGGCACAAAUUCGACUUCACCGAGUGCACAGUCGCUCGGCUUCUUUAAAAGGUUAUUCGCCGGUUAUUUGUACUCUGAAAACCUGAAAGUGUUUGGACCUCUGGUGAUGGGCAUAGGAAUCUUCCUCUUCAUCUGCGCUAAUGCCGUUCUGCACGAGGAUCGUGAUAAAAAGACGAAGAUCAUCAAUCUAAGAGACAUUUACUCGACCGUCAUAGACAUCCACAGCCUUCGUGCCAAAGACUGCCCGCCCUUCAAUGGCCUCAUAAGCUACGUGCAGUCUAAAAGUGCAGAGGCCAGAUCUUCAUGCGCGGGAACGGCUCGAGGCUCCGUCUCAGGUAAAGGAGGCAAUUUCAGACGCCCGUCGUGCGCCAGGAAGUACAGCUUGUUUGCCAAGAGGCCGUCUUUUACGGAUACGGUAUAUAGUAUAUACAGAGGCCAAAGUGGGGGCGAGGAACCCUGCGGCACGCCAAAACAGUGGGAGACGCGUUCCAUAGUCACGUCAUCUGUUAACGCUUUCACGUUACCUGUCAUUAAACUCAACAACUGCGAUAUGCAGGAGAGAGACGAGAGGGAACCUCAAACAGCGCGACGCAGGAGUUGCGUCCCGUUCAUUAGCACCGCCGUGGAAACCAGAGCAGAAGUGUCAAGGACAGGACUCUCUGUUUCCCAGGAAUCAGAACUGAACGAGAGACAGACUGUGGCUACUUCAGGGCAACGCCAGCUGUCACCUCCCGCCCCUGCCACGAGGGUGACCGGGUCACAUCUGUCCCUAAACGCCCUGUCGGAUCUGAGCUCCGGGUGUCAGGACGACAGAUCACGGAGGUUUAGCUGUCCCAGGCUGGAUCGCUCAGGCAGUAAGGGCUACAUUAAGUUGGCGGACCUUGCCGGAGACUCAUUUGAGAACUCUGAUGCAGGUGUAGGAAGAAGUGAGGAUGACGAGAAGUGCACGAUUACUGACACUCAGCUGCACACGCACGCUGCAGCAUUACCAACUCCAUAAAUGAUGUCAAGUGACGACAACCCGUCAUUAAGAACUACUGUUGCUUUUUGUUUAUAAAUUAUGAAUAUUCAAUUGCAGGAAAGUGCCAUAGUUACGAUAGCAGAUAAACUCAUGUCAUUAUUUUGGUGCAAACAUAGCAAACCACUAGAAAAAACGAUAAACAAACAAAUAGUUCACACCAGCCCCAUCUCACAGGAAUGUGUACGCAUUUUACAAAUUUGUAUGACUUAUUAGGAAGUAAAUCAUACAAAAGUGUAUGAUUGUUAUAAGAAAACAAGGAAACAGAGAAGUUGAAAGCAAAUUGUACAAAAACUUAUAAAUGUGGUGGUCAUACGAAUUAGUCACCUCUUAAUAUACGUACAAAUUGCAGGGUUCCCACAGGUCCUUUAAAUUUUGUGAAUCUGGGGGGAAGAAAUUCAAGGCCCUAGAAAGUUUUUGAAAAUAUAGAUACAGGUCAUUGAAAGUGCUUGAAUCUAUUUUAUAUGCAAGAAGUUUUCUAGAAAAAAUCCAUAUUAUUCCCUGUGUAGUGUAGGAUAAUAUCAUAAAAAUUCUAGACUUUUUAAGCACACGUUCUAAACUGUUCACUUUAAAUCCUUAUAUCUUCUGUAUGCGAAUGUUGAUUCAUACAAAAAUGUUUUUUUUUUUUUGCAUAGUUGUGUUUGACACAUGAAAACGUAUUGGGUUACGUAUGUAACUGUUGUUUUCUGAGAAGGGAACGAGACGCUGCGUCUCCAUUGUCAUACUUCCUGCGUCCCUGUAAUGCCGUCUUUGGCAAUAUUUCAGACAGCGAUAUACUUCCUGGCUCCCGUGUCACCCUGUCUUUGUUGGGGCGUCACCAAUGGUUGAAUUUGAUAUACACAUUCAGACGCACUUACCCCUAAGGUGUCACCGCAGUGACGCAGCGCGAGUUCCCUCGAAAGGGAACUGUAACAAUGUAUCUUAAAAGGUAACACGAUGUCACCUUGCUCUCACUUGAAAUGUGUCCCCACAUUUAGUCCUUGAAUUUGUAGGUAUUGGACCUGGAAAGUCCUUGAAAGGUCCUUGAAUUUGAAGUUAACUAAGGUGUGGGAACCCUGAAAUUGCCAUGAGAUUGUGUUGUUCACACAGAAAUGAAAAUGUUGUCAUUGUUCGCUCAACCUCAUGUCAUUCUAAACUUAUAAAACUUUAUAAUGUGAAAUACAAAAGAAGAUUUUAGACAGAAUGGCUGUUUUCUGUAUAGCAAAAGUGGAUGUGUUUAUGAAUGAAGCGCCUUAAACAUAUUAUGAUCAAAGUCCAUAAGGCUGCUCACUACACCGAGCAAGCAGUAGCGUUUAAGAUAACUAUAGACCCGAUGUAGUCCGGCAAUGAGUGACCCAAUAAUCUUGCCUAAAUAACUUGUGAGAUGUCUGAUAAUCCAUCAUGUAGGCAAAGUCAACAGUGAUUACAACCAGUGUUUGCUUUCAUUUGUUUAUUUAUUUCAUUUCAUUUAUUUUUGUGCUGUGGUUAGUUUAAUUUGCCUUGUUUAAACCUAUAGACAUCUGUAUUGUGUUUGGACGACUAUAAGACGUCUUUUAAACGCAAAAUUGCUUGCAGGUCAGUUUUGUGUAAGGAACAGAUCCAGAUUCAAGAUGUUUCUCGAUCGUAUUCUUCCUCUCUUCUUCUGAAGAUCUGUUGUAAGAUAAUUGUGUCACUGAGCAUAAGUGCAGAUCUAAUUGAGCUGCAUUAUCAGAUUGAUGUCAGUGGAUCUGAUUCACUUCAGAAAUACUUCCUUCAGACAGAAAGUAUGCUACUGUUUUAUACAAUUACAACCACUAGUUAAAGCCAUUAAAUCUAAUGCUGCUGCAAUACAGUCUAC